AUGUCAAGCAAGCCUUCCCCUCUCGCAUCACGAUCCCUUGGCUUGGCCGUGAACAGUAGAAACUGUCCAACGUUAUACUCCACAUACUCUAUCCAUCAACAGCAUACGAUAAUGGCUCAUGCAACUGAAAGGGUUUUGGACCCCGACGGCGACGUUUGGCUAGUCUUGAAAAACCCGAAGAGGGUUCCAUUCCAGUUUUAUGACGGGCCCGAGAUCAGCGCUUCACGCUUGAGAUCAAUGGCCUCACAGAGGCAGCAGAGAUUACAGAUGCGAAGAGAAGAUGCCAAUGGCGGGAUGCCCGAGAAGGAGCUCCCCGCGAGGGAAGUUCCCCAAGACGUUCCCCUAGACGAACAAGUUCCCCCCGAUGUUGCCCCAGGAGAAGAAAAUCGACAUACCGGAGAUCCUGUGCCGACAGCACUAGACGGCGAAACACCCGAUGAGGCUAGGUUCUUGGUCUCGUCGCGCCAUCUAUUGCUUGCUUCCCCAGUGUUUCGCGCCAUGUCGCGAGGCAUCUGGCUUGAGGAAGUCAGCGAUGGCGAGGGGUCUCCAGAGACGUGGACGACCACUGACUGGGACCCUGAAGCGUUCCUCACUGUCCUCAGCAUCAUCCACAGCCGCUACCGGUUCGUUCCCCAAUCGGUCAGCUCCGAGUUGCUGGCCAGAAUUGCAACUGUCGUCGAUUACUACGGCUGCCACGAGGCCAUGGAAAACUUUGCUGAACUCUGGUUUCUGAAACGGACAGACCCUCUUCCUCUCUCGUACGGAAAGGAAUGCAUUCUCUGGAUGUUCUCCUCUUGGGUGUUUUCUCAGAAAGAAGUAUUUGAAACCAUGGUCAGGCUAGCUAUUAUGGAUGCCAAGGGGCCCAUCCAGAAUAUGGGUCUUCCGUUUCCUCCUUCGCUACUGGGUUCGUUUCUCGCCUUCGAUUACUUCUGA
Geosmithia morbida is the source of this 933-nucleotide messenger RNA. RefSeq lists its product as uncharacterized. The coding region runs from base 1 to 933 and encodes 310 amino acids. Lineage: Eukaryota; Fungi; Ascomycota; Sordariomycetes; Hypocreales; Bionectriaceae. The record is from RefSeq and is a predicted model, not a curated record. The transcript has a single exon.